This is a messenger RNA of Onthophagus taurus, 1240 nucleotides long. RefSeq lists its product as uncharacterized. The record is from RefSeq and is a predicted model, not a curated record. Lineage: Eukaryota; Metazoa; Arthropoda; Insecta; Coleoptera; Scarabaeidae.
CCUCGACGCUCAACGACAGUUUUCCGUCCCUGUCCAAACGUUAAGUAUCUCUCUUCAUCAACAUGGCAGACAUCUCCAAAGAGGACCUCCGCAAAGAAAUUGCCGCAAUUCUAAAGGACGCCGAUUUAGCUUCUACAUCAGCAAACAAAGUGAGGCAACAACUAGAGGAGAAAUUUGAGACUAAAUUAACUUCUCGAAAGAAGGAAAUUGAUAACCUCGUCAUGGAACAUGUAAGUACCAAGGGUAAGAAGAAGGCUGAUAAGAAGAAGAACGAAUCUGAGGAAGAGGAUGAAGAAGAAGAAGACGAAGAGGAGGAGGAGGAAGAAGAAGAGGAGGAAGAAUCUGAAGAUGAUAAGAAAACCAACAAACGUGCUAGCGCAGCAAAGAAAAGUGCUCCUAAAAAGAAGAAAGUAUCCGAAGAGUCAGAAGGAAGUGAACCAUCUGAUGGAGAAUCCGAAGAGGAGUAUUCCCCUAAAAAAGCUACCCCAGCAAAGACUCGUAAAUUACCUCCCAAGAAAAAGAAGGAUUCUGAAUCUGACUCUGGUGAUGAUUGGGGGAAAUCAAAAAAAGGCGGUAAAAAGGGCGGUGGCGCAGCUGCUGGAAAAGGUUAUACAAAAACUUUGAAGUUAUCACCGGAAUUAGCCGCACUCGUGGGACAGGACACAAUGGCUCGUCAUGAAGUUGUAAAGAAAGUAUGGGCAAUCGUUAAAGAACGAAACUUAUACGAUCCCAGCAAUAAACAGUUUGCUAUUUGCGAUGAUGCCAUGUUUAAGGUGAUAGGUGUUAAACGAUUCCGCACCUUUGGUAUGAUGAAAUACCUCAAAAAUCAUUUUAAAUAAUCCCAGCUUCCAAUUCUUCAAGGAAUCCCAUGGUUUGUUGCAACAAGAACCAGUACUAUGGCCCGACUUCAAAGUUUUGCCAUUAAUGCUCGAAUCGAUCGCGCAAGAAUCUAUCUAAAAAAAUGUUGCUGCGAAUCCGCUGGUGUUUCUAAAGAAAAAGUAAAAAUAAAAAAACGCGGACGCAAAAAUGAAAUGUAAAGUGCUCCUGUGUGGAGGGCAGUGUGGCUGUAAGAAAAAUCAGACGAAGCUCUGAAUAAGACUUACUAAGUUUUUCAAUACAAUUUUAGUGUCUUUUUUUUUAGUAAUAAUUAAUUGUUCAGUAUCAUUGUAAUUUAUGUAUUAAAAAGUUAUUUUUAAUGGGUUAUUUAAGACGAAAAUAUAAUUGACUUUAAGAAUCUUAA